Molecule: messenger RNA, 651 nt
Organism: Fomitopsis serialis
Lineage: Eukaryota; Fungi; Basidiomycota; Agaricomycetes; Polyporales; Fomitopsidaceae
Exons: 2
Coding region: 1-651 (216 amino acids)
Source: RefSeq, a predicted model, not a curated record
AUGACGGCCUUGGCCCAUUACCUGAACGAUCUUCAACUGCCAGAACUUCGUCUCACAUGCCGCAAGCUCUCUCGAACAUGGCUGCCCAUCGACUGGGUGGACAUUUAUCACAAGUUUCAGUUCACACCUUGUGAGUUGUCGGAUGGGAAGGUUGAGGUCAACGUGGUGAAGGUGAUUCCUGGGUCCUCUGCGAAGGGGAGAAACAGUCGGUUCAACACCGUCAUUCUGCUUGACAAUGACGAGGCGGAAUCAACUGGUGUCAGAGGCACGAGGGCAGCCAGAGUCAAGGUGGUCUUCAAAUUACCCCAGACUCUACCAGUAUUGCACGGAGGUGGCGGCACGCCCGCAUGGUGGCCGCAAGAGCCCCUCGCAUACGUGGAAUGGUAUGCUCGAUUUUCCCGGGCCCCGGAUCCUACGUGGCACCUCAUGUACUCCGUGAGCAAGCCACCUCCAAGAACUGAUGGUAUGCCUCAAGGGAAAAUCAUCCCUUUAUCUCAAAGUCAUCAGUCCUGUCAGCUCAUCCCUACGUUUCCCGUUGGGUCCCAAAGUAUUGUUCCGGGAGACUGGACCUCUGACAAUGUAUUGGACAAGGCCAAUAGCUUUCACCUUAAUAAUUGGGGCAGUAUGUAUGCGUACCAGACAGUAUGGUAG